AUGGGUGAUCCGGCAUGCUGGGGAGGGCAGUUUCAGCCAGAACGCUGCUGUGAUACUGCAGCUUAUGGCCCCCAUGGGAACGCCGACUGCUGGAACGAGGCCUUCACCUUCGCACGAUGUUGCCCAACAGCCGCACCUGCUCCCACAGCUUCGUGGGAGGCGGGCUCGUGCUGGUCCGGAAUCUACGGACCGGAGCUCUGUUGCGGCCCGGGUGGGGGGCAUCCGCGCUGCUGGGAUGAGGUCUACACCUACGAGAGGUGCUGUCCUGAGACUUUGCAGCGUGCUCUUACAGUGUGGUGGCUCCUGCCAUGCCAUCCGGGAUGCCUUCCCUCCUGGAGCUCGGAGGCGAUUGGCCUGCUGGCCUUUGGCCUACUGUCCGCUUGGGUGCUGUAUGUGCUGAGCCACUGGAGAGCCAGAAGGCUUGGAUCCUUGGUUUCUGCGGGCGGCGUGCUGCUGCCUCCGCGAUCGUGGGCGCCGGAUUUCCUUCGGAUGGUCUGCCUUUGCUGCCAAAUCGCCAUCCACUUCAUGCAGAAAGGUCCAAAGGACCCCGUCCACCCAAAGCAUGUGGAGCUGGCUGUGCGGCGUUUCGCAAUGCUCGCCCUAGAUCCCGGGUCAACAUGGCUCCUCCUGUGGCUGCAGAGGUCGAUCCACAUCUGUGCGAGCUCGGGCUGGUUUGUACUGUCGGCCUACCUCCUCAGUCAGCAGGACGUGCCCAAAGUUGGUGCCGCGAACCUUUGGCUGCGGAAAGUGUUGCGCCAAGCGCCUGCCGCCGUGCUGGGAGGCUUCGUUCACUUGCAGGUGUCCGGAGCAAGUAAGAUGAAGCCUGGCCAGCAGGCUCAGCAGAUGCUGGAGUGGGCCAGUGGCCUUGCCGGAGGGCCGGUCGAAAUCCUCCGACACGAGAUGGCCUGCUGGUUGGUCGUGGCCCUGUGCAUGUCGCUACGGAGCAGAGUGCUGAGGUUCAUGUCUGGAGCGGGCGUCACUGUUAUCCUGGCACACGUUCACCUCCAAGCCCUGCGAGUGUAUGAUCUGGUGGCGACCACACACCAGAUGUCAGAUCGGAGCUCGGCCAACGUCCUCCUCGGAGAGUUCCUGCCCAUCUACCUUCUAUCGUUCGUUCUGUCCCACCUGCGCCCCUGGCGAAUUCUACCUCCCAUCUGCGCCCUUCUGAUUGGAGUGCUGGGUAGCGGUCUCCUGUCAGCUCUUUUUGUGGAUAAUGUCGGUGGAACGUGGCCUCCGUAUGUGGAUCCGCGGCUCCAUUUCUGGCUGGACUUGCCGAUGGUUUUGGGAACAGCCUUCUUCCUCAAAGCAUCGGAGUCUGCGCCAAGGUGCUACCGCCAUCUCCUUGCCGUCAUGGCGGCCUCAAGUCUAAUGGCCCAAGUGGUUAGCCAUCGGCUUCUGCUGAAAUGGAUUGCGGCUGUGCGAGGUGAAGGGACGAUGCCGAUGGUGGAUUCACUGUUGGCCAUCCCAGGCUUCAUCUUCCUGUCAUUGCUGGGGGCAUACUUGCUCACAGCCCUCAUCGGCAUACCGGGCACGUGGCUUAUAGGCAAGCUGGUGACGCCUUGCUUCUCCCUCGCCCCUCCGCUGUUCUUCGCCGCGUACCUGGCAACUUUUGCCUUCUACCUCGCCUCCGAAGAUGAGGUGUUCAGCAUUGCGACCAAAGGCCAGGCUUUUUGGGGCGAAUGCCCCUUCGCGGCCUUCAUGAAAGCUCCUCACCUGGUUGUGAGCGGGGCCUUGUCUGCCAUGGCUGAGAAAAUCAGAAGCGCCGCCACGCAGGGAGACGCCUGA
Messenger RNA from Symbiodinium natans, 1785 nucleotides. NCBI's taxonomy places the organism in Eukaryota, Dinophyceae, Suessiales, Symbiodiniaceae. The record is from the annotation of a GenBank genome assembly.